AUGGCAGUGACGGUAUCGAUUAUAGUGAACGGUUUUUUUUAUGAAAACGGGUUUGAAAGUGAUACCGAAGCAAUAAAUUGGGCAAAGGGAAUUGCUAUACGGAUUGGGUUUGAGCUGGUUAUUUCGUCUCACAAGAAAGGGGGGUUGGUAAAACUUUUGAGAUGUUGUCAGGGUGAGAGAUAUAGAGGGUCGCACACAGAUUUAGAUUCUUUUGCACGAAAGAAUACGAAGACGAAGGCCUGCCAAUGCCCUUUCAGGAUUGUGGUGAAAUUUAUUAAUGGCACAUGGACUGUUCUUGCGAAGUCUGGGAUUUCAAGUAUGCACAAUCAUGCGUUAGCUGUGUAUCCUGAGGGACACCGUCAGAUGAGCGGACUGAGCGCUGCGGCCAAAAUAAUUGUGCGGGAUAUGAGUGCGGCACAAGCUAAGCCGUGUGCUAUUUUGGCGGCUGUUCAAGAAAAAUUUCCAUCUGACAACCCUACAAGAAGACAAGUUUAUAAUUACAGAGAUAAUUUGAGACAGUCCAGCUUUGAGGAUAGAGAUAUGGUUCAUUUAGAAGAUUAUGGCAGUGACGGUAUCGAUUAUAGUGAACGGUUUUUUUAUGAAAACGGGUUUGAAAGUGAUACCGAAGCAAUAAAUUGGGCAAAGGGAAUUGCUAUACGGAUUGGGUUUGAGCUGGUUAUUUCGUCUCACAAGAAAGGGGGGUUGGUAAAACUUUUGAGAUGUUGUCAGGGUGAGAGAUAUAGAGGGUCGCACACAGAUUUAGAUUCUUUUGCACGAAAGAAUACGAAGACGAAGGCCUGCCAAUGCCCUUUCAGGAUUGUGGUGAAAUUUAUUAAUGGCACAUGGACUGUUCUUGCGAAGUCUGGGAUUUCAAGUAUGCACAAUCAUGCGUUAGCUGUGUAUCCUGAGGGACACCGUCAGAUGAGCGGACUGAGCGCUGCGGCCAAAAUAAUUGUGCGGGAUAUGAGUGCGGCACAAGCUAAGCCGUGUGCUAUUUUGGCGGCUGUUCAAGAAAAAUUUCCAUCUGACAACCCUACAAGAAGACAAGUUUAUAAUUACAGAGAUAAUUUGAGAAAGUCCAGCUUUGAGGAUAGAGAUAUGGUAGGUCAGUUUUUUCAUUUGGCUCUGACGCACAACUAUUUACACUGGACGCUUUCUGAGGAGAGCACAGGUGUGUUGACCCAUCUUUUCAUGUCGCAUCCUGACUCCGUGCGCUUAGUCCGAACUUACCCCUGGGUGAUCGGUAUGGACUCCACGUAUAAGACCAACAAAUACCACAUGCCUUUCUUUGAGAUUAUCGGUAUGACUCCUUCUAACAAGAACUUCUUAAUUGCAUAUGCAAUUAUGAAGGAUGAGACUGAGGGGAGUUACAGAUGGGUGUUGGAAAGGUUGAGGUUUUUGAUUGGCGACCACCUACAGCCGACUUGUAUUUUUACUGAUCGAGAGUUGGGGCUGCUUAAACCAGUGAAAGAGAUAUUUCCACAUACCCCUCAUCUGCUUUGUACGUGGCACAUAAAUAAGGAUGUAGAAGACAAAGUGUUCAAACUGUGUGGGAGAGACACCGCAAUAACUGAUACUUUCAUGAAUGGGUCGUGGAAGAAACUUAUUAAGGCUCAAACAGAGGAACAAUACGUAGCAGCUUUGACUACUGUGAAAAUGCGGACUAGAGCGUUUCCAGCUGUGAUGCAAUAUCUUGACCGUACUUGGUUGGGGCACAAAGAGAAGUUUGUAUCAUGUUGGACAAACAAAGUCUUACAUUUUGGAAACACCACUACGUGUAGAGUGGAGAGUGCACAUGCUCAGCUAAAGCAGUGGCUCAACUCUAGUACCGGUGCUCUAGACACAGUUUGGACGAAGGUGGACUGCGUUAUACAGUCCCAGUUGACUGAUAUUAGGAAAACACUCGAGGGCUCCAGACAGACUAUAGGCGUCCAUCGACGAGGUUAUCCAUACGACCAUGUCUCCUACAAAGUGUCCCACUACUGUCUUGAUUUAGUGGCGAAGGAACUAAGGCGUAUGAGAGAGUUGAGUUGCGAUGUUCUAGUUCGUUGUGGUUGUGUGCUGAGAACAACACAUCAGAUUCCGUGUGCAUGUGAGCUGAAAGCAGUGAUUGAUGCAGGUGUUCCGAUUAGUCUGGACAGUAUCCAUUCAUUUUGGAAGACGCUUGUUAUCGGUGACGGGGUUGAAAUAUCAGAACAAGCCGAUUAUGCCGCUUUUCAGUCAGAGGAUCAUCGGUACUUUUACGGGGUUGUGGAGGAGGUGAUGUCUCAAGAUCCCUCUAUUGUGCGUGACAUAUCUCAUAUUAUCAACGAGCGACUUCAUCCCGAAGAAUCUGCUUAUCUUGAACCAGAAGUAAAGAGCACGGUGAGAGGUAGACCGAAUGGGAGCACAUCCACCAAGCGGAACCCGAGUGUUUGGGAGUACGGUCGUGGUCGUGGCCGUGCCAAGUCAUCUCAAGGUCGGGGCUAUAGUGCUCCUACAUCAGAUUUUAUCCCGAAUUCAGAGCUUAAACCUGGAAUCAUAUUGCCAUUUGUCACGAAAUAUGUGGACGUGGAUGGCGACGGGAACUGUGGGUUUCGCGUUGUCGCAGAUUACAUAUACGGUGAUCAAAACAAGUGGGGUUUCAUAAGAAGAAGCAUUGCAAAUGAACUAGCCGGCAACCCUGGCCUAUAUGACGGUCUUUGCAGUGAUGGGAUCCAAGCGGCCAUUUCACGUAUUAGGUGGGAAGGGGAGGCAUGUGGGCGCGAUCACUGGAUGCAGGUUAUAGAUGACGUGUUCCCCAUUGCCACUCUCUUCAAUGUAGCUGUCAUUUUCAUAAAUGGCGCGACGAACUCACAGCCGGGUUUUGGUACGUGUACAAUUCUGCCUUUACAUUCAUCUGAUAUCGACUCACGGCCACUGAGAGAGAUAGUGAUACUAUUUUUGGGUAGAUACGCUCAUUUUGUUCGUCUAGAUUUAUGUGAUAAUUUUCCAGUCCCUCCUAUUGCCUCCUUGUGGUUCACAAACAGGGAUGCUACCGUUGAGUAUUUGGAGGGAUUGUACGUUCUCAGGAGAGCGCAAUGGCAGAGAUUGUUAGAUGCUUCUGUUUGA
This is a messenger RNA of Mercurialis annua (annual mercury), 3090 nucleotides long. RefSeq lists its product as uncharacterized. The record is from RefSeq and is a predicted model, not a curated record. The coding region runs from base 1 to 3090 and encodes 1029 amino acids. Gene Ontology annotation, biological process: regulation of DNA-templated transcription. The transcript has 5 exons. NCBI's taxonomy places the organism in Eukaryota, Viridiplantae, Streptophyta, Magnoliopsida, Malpighiales, Euphorbiaceae.